Molecule: messenger RNA, 1830 nt
Organism: Dermacentor silvarum
Lineage: Eukaryota; Metazoa; Arthropoda; Arachnida; Ixodida; Ixodidae
Product: hemicentin-2-like
Exons: 11
Coding region: 13-1830 (605 amino acids)
Biological process (GO): cell-cell adhesion
Cellular component (GO): cell-cell junction
Molecular function (GO): cell adhesion molecule binding
Source: RefSeq, a predicted model, not a curated record
GCCGGUGCUGACAUGGACGUGGCCCUGGAUUUGGAGAACGCGCUGGCUGUUCUGGUGAGGGCGCCUGCGGCCGGACGCUGGCAGCUGCGCGUCUCCAGCGCUGACGGCAGCCACACCGUUCGUGCUACGGGUGUCAGCGAGGCUGGAUUUCGGCACGGCUUCUCGCGGCAGCCCAGUGACAGUUUGCGGCACACGCAUCGGACACCGCUCAGUGGCAGCCCUACGUACGUCCUGGUGAAUGGCACCGGCACCACGGUGCUCAAAGAACUCCACCUGGUCAACGUCCGAGGUGACCAGCUCGCUAAGCUGUCCCUUAACCCAGUGUCACGCCGAAUGACCCUCUACAACGCAAGCGGCACGUUCGUUCCUCCAGACGACUUCUUCUACCUCAAGGUUGUCGGCACGGACAACGCAGGCUACCCUGUAAACCGGCUCACUCCUACGGCAAUCAAGGCUGAGCCUCCAGACGUUCCAGAGGUGGCUACUCGCCAGAAGGUACUUGCCGCGGCCGGAGUGAACGUCACGCUUCGCUGCUCCCUUCGCUCACUGCUGCCCGCAGUGGUACAUUGGCUCAAGGAUGGCACUCCACUGGCUGGUCCACAGCGUUUCCGGGGAAGCUUCGAUUUUCCUCUGCACAUCAGGCGUAUAUCAUCAGAAAACGAAGGGACGUACUUCUGCACUGCAUCGAACGACAUCGGAGCGGCCAGCUCACCUGUGCUGCUCGAGAUAAAAGCAUCUUCAAUGGCUCCACCAGUGCGACUAUAUCCAGCGGAAGUGCACUUCCGAACAGGUGAUAAUGUGCGGCUCACCUGCGACGUGAAGGGGAAUCCAAAAGCGUCUGUGCAGUGGAACGUGGCGCCUGCCUUGAGAGAUCGUGUGCACAUAAACGGCUCCACAAUGACUCUUCACAAUGCCAGGGCAGGAGAUGAACUGCACGAACUAACUUGCAUGGCAUCCAGUGCGGCGGGCAGCGACGUGAAAAAACCAACACUUCAGUACGUGGAUCCUCCGAAGAUCACCGUUCGCGAGGGCCCCGUUGUCACCGUAGUCAAAGGUUCGAACAGGGCGCUCUCUUGCGGGGCUUCCGGCACGCCUCGGCCGCAGGUGCGCUGGUCUAAAGGCGGCCUGCCGGUCGCGAACGGACUACAGCCGGAUGGCUCGCUGCUUAUCACCGGCGCUGCUGAGGCUGACGCCGGCGACUACACUUGCGACGCCGUCAGUCCCGGCGGCACGGACAGCUACACCGUACGAGUCUACGUAAUGCUUCCACCACAGAUGGAAGAAGCCGUCUCACACGAGAUCUACAAGGUGAUCGAGAACGCCCCCUUCUCGCUUCAAUGCCGAUCCUCUGGAAGCCCUAUCCCUCUUUUGGAGUGGCACAAAGAUGGCCGCAAGGUGGACACGGUAGCCGACAAUCUGGGAAUCGAGUUCUCGGCGGAGCGAGACGUACUGCGUGUGGCGGCGGCCAUGUUCCUCCACGACGGCGUCUACAAGUGUGUGGCCAGCAACGCGGCCGGAAGCACGGAGCGCACCUUCCGCAUAAUUGUCUUGCUUCCCCCGCAAAUCCAGGGUCCUGCCCGUGAAGUAGUGCGGGUCGUAGAGGGCGAGGAGGCGACGCUGAGCUGCCGCGUUGUGGGCACGCCGGCACCCACGGCGUCGUUCCUUCGAGACGGCGUCUCGUGGCCCUCGGACGACCGGGGCGAGGGCCGCCGCGAACUGUUCUUCGCCGCAGCCUCGGCCGAGCGAGACGCCGGUACCUACGUGUGCCGUGCCACAAACGAGGCAGGCAGCGCCCACAAGGUGUUCGAGCUGGUGGUGCUCGGCGCAUGA